Messenger RNA from Mycotypha africana, 1767 nucleotides. RefSeq lists its product as uncharacterized. Gene Ontology annotation, cellular component: nucleus. The transcript has a single exon. Gene Ontology annotation, molecular function: protein binding. NCBI's taxonomy places the organism in Eukaryota, Fungi, Mucoromycota, Mucoromycetes, Mucorales, Mycotyphaceae. Bases 1 to 1767 code for a protein of 588 amino acids. The record is from RefSeq and is a predicted model, not a curated record.
AUGGAACGAUAUCUUCGUCAACAUAAUAUAGCAUUAGUAGAUUCUAAUGACAAAAUAAGAGGCCGGUAUAUUACAGCGAGUAAACAUAUACCCAAAGGUUCCAUUAUCAUUACAUCGCAACCCUUAGGUACAGUGAUUUUACCGCAAGCUAAUAAAGACUAUUGCAAUUAUUGCUUUCGGAAGCAGCCUAACCUACAACGCUGCUCUCAGUGCAAGCAGGCCUACUUUUGUGAUAUGGCCUGUUUCAAGAAUGCAUGGCUCAGCUAUCAUCAAUAUGUAUGUAAGAAAGCAACAACCGAUACAUUGGUACCAGAGGGAAGAACGCGAAAUGAAGAGCAUGAUAUGGAUUCGGAAAUGCUUCAGAAGGUGGCCCUUAAUGUUUUGAGAUUCAAGAAACGGAUGCAACAAGAGGAAGCAAGAAGAAUGCAUAAUACUAUAGAUAAAGAGGAAGAAACAGUAGAGGCUACAAUGGAAGCAUUUUUCAGCCUAAUGGGCCAUGAUACGUUACAAAAUGAUAAAGUGAAAGAGAAACGCCGAUCGCUAGCAAAAGAGGUUUCAGAAAAGUUAUGCAUGCAAGAGCAGGGCAUACAUUUAAGUGUGGAAGAGUUAGUUCACUAUCUGAAUGUGUUCAGCGCAAACAAUUUUAAUAUUGAUGAUAUUAAUAUGUUUCCCAUUGGUGAGGGCACUUAUCCCAUUGCUUCGUUAUUCAAUCAUUCAUGUCGACCCAAUGCUGUUGUGAUGUUUGACGGUGCUAUCGCUGCCAUUCAUGCUAUUGAAGACAUCCAACCAAACUCAGAGAUUACUAUAUCUUAUGUGGACCCUGCUCAUUCAAGAUCGCAUCGCCAAAAGGCUCUGAAGGAUAAAUACUUCUUCGCAUGUCAAUGUCCACGUUGUGGUGGUGGCAACAGUUAUUUAAGUUUAAUCGACGAUAUUCUAGGCGAAGAAGAAUCAGACUGGGAAAAAGCGGAGGAUUUACUGUUAAAAUUGCAGUCGCAACAACCUCAGCAAUCACAAACAUCGAAAAAGAGAGCAUGCAUUUUAAAGCAUCUGGAAGAAUGGGAUUUGCUGGAAAUGUGUCAGAAAUUUGAUAGGAAAAGUGAUGGGAAUCUCCAGCCGAAUCAGUCUUUGGACAUUGCUUCUUAUACACAUUAUUUUAUCCAAUUCUUUGCACCUUAUUUACUAACCUGGAAUAGACUCGAUCUACAUCAACAAACUACGACAGUGACUAGUCCUCCAACUACUAAUUUUAAAGAGGAAUUAAAUGAUUUUGAUGACCCUUUGCCGUCCAUAGCCCGACCCAAGGUGCCAUCUACUUACGAUGAUAUAAUGGACACAUGUAUCAGAAAAAUAGUGUCGUAUGCAAACAACAGUAACAAGGGCAAUACGAAUGAGAUUAAGCCUUACCGCUUGUCGACAUUAUCUACCUGUACGAGAUUAUUUUAUGAUGAAAUGGGAGAAGGACAUUGGAAAAAUGCGGUUAAACUGGGCAUGUAUAUUUUGAUUCAGUACUGUUUAGUUUAUCCCCCUUAUCAUCCCAUGCUGGCACAACACUUUUUGGUCCUAGCCAAAGCAUGUUGGAAUUCAAUCAUACAAUCUGAACUUAUCAAUGAUAGUUUAAGAUUGGAUAAAGUGUACGAAAGGGGCGUUCGUAGAUGGAUUGUGUCUUCUAAAGAAACUGUUUCAGUUGCUUUCGGAAAGCAUAGUCAAUUAUGGAGGGAAACAUUAGAAUUAGAGUGGAUAUUUUUGAGAGAACAAAAAUUAAAAUAA